This is a messenger RNA of Neohortaea acidophila, 909 nucleotides long. RefSeq lists its product as uncharacterized. The transcript is spliced from 2 exons. The record is from RefSeq and is a predicted model, not a curated record. Lineage: Eukaryota; Fungi; Ascomycota; Dothideomycetes; Mycosphaerellales; Teratosphaeriaceae. Bases 1 to 909 code for a protein of 302 amino acids.
AUGCUCCUUCCGCUGGAGCGCGAGUACAAACUUGACGCCCCGCCUCCUUUGAGCCCCGCGCAGAUGUCGGCCAGCAUUAAGCGUCUUCAGGGCGCUGCUCCCAAGACUGGCUACGACGACGCGGCCAUUGAAAGCUACCAGAAGUUCGUCGCGCUCCGCCGACAAGGCGCGCUACAGAAGGGUGUGCGCUUCCAGGUCUGCUUGCCCUCCUACUUCAACAUCGGACACUGGAUGGUACCCGAAUUCCGCGGCGAGGGCUCGGCCAUCUACGAGGAGGCGCUCCUUCGCGACAUGCGCGCCCUUCAGGAUGCCAUUCCGCACGAAGAUUUGGCCAUUCAAAUCGAUCUUGCCGUGGAUACGGCGAUAUGGAUUGGCUAUGAACACACGCCGCCGUGGUUCCAUGAACAGCCCGGCGAGUUGGAGCAGCGGAGGCAGUACAUGAUCGAUCACACUGUGCGGAUGAUUUCCCUCAUUGAUCCAGAUGUCGAAGUCGGCAUCCACAACUGUUAUGGCGACUUGGACCACAAGCAUUUCGUCGAACCCGAAUCGCUAGCGGUGAUCGCGGAACGUGGGCUUCGACUCUUCGAGAAGACGCCGCGUCGCAUUGACUUCUUCCACGUGCCGGUCCCUCUGAGUGCGAUGGACAAGUUAGACUCGUACUUUACCUCCAUACUACCGCUCCUCCCCAAGUUCGCAGAGCAUGGCACGGAGCUGUAUCUAGGCUUGGUCCAUCCCAAUGACUUGGAGGGCACGAAGAAGCGAAUCGAAGCGGCAAAAACGGCCCUGGGCGACUUCGACUUUGGCGUGGCGACGGAAUGCGGCUGGGGGCGAACACCGUCCCACGAGAUUGCGAGCAUCAUGGAGAUCUCCAGAGAGGUUUCCGAAGCUGUCAUUCCCGCCGAUGAUUAA